Molecule: messenger RNA, 1167 nt
Organism: Pelobates fuscus (common spadefoot toad)
Lineage: Eukaryota; Metazoa; Chordata; Amphibia; Anura; Pelobatidae
Gene: ECHDC2
Product: enoyl-CoA hydratase domain containing 2
Exons: 10
Coding region: 366-1106 (246 amino acids)
Biological process (GO): fatty acid beta-oxidation
Cellular component (GO): mitochondrion
Molecular function (GO): catalytic activity
Source: RefSeq, a predicted model, not a curated record
CCCACCUGGAGGGAGACCAUGCAGGUUAGUGUCUGCUGAGGGAGUAUAGGGGCAGGGGGUCCAUUACACCCACCUGGAGGGAGAACAUGCAGGUAAGUGUCUGCUGGGGGAGCAUGGGGUCCAUUACACCCACCUGGAGGGAGAACAUGCAGGUUAGUGUCUGCUGAGGGAGUAUAGGGGCAGGGGGUCCAUUACACCCACCUGGAGGGAGAACAUGCAGGUUAGUGUCUGCUGAGGGAGUAUAGGGGCAGGGGGUCCAUUACACCCACCUGAAGGGAGAACAUGCAGGUAAGUGACUGCAGAGGGGGCAGGGGGUCCAUUACACCCACCUGGAGGGAGAACAUGCAGGUAUUGCGGAAAUUGUGAUGUGCAGACCUCAUGCUCGGAACUCACUGGGAAAACUAUUUGUUAACGAGUUCUUCCAUACUGUAGACAGUCUCCGACAUGACUCCAGCGUCCGUGUCGUGGUUGUCCGAAGUGCCGUGAAAGACGUGUUCUGUGCUGGAGCGGAUCUGAAAGAGCGAGCAAAGAUGGACAAUGCUGAAGCGUCGUAUUUUGUACAUAGGCUAAGAGGGCUGAUGAGCGAGAUUGAGAGUCUCCCAAUGCCGACCAUUGCUGCCGUGGAUGGCUAUGCUCUUGGAGGGGGACUAGAGUUGGCUCUGGCUUGUGAUCUCCGGAUAGCCGCUUCUUCUGCAAAAUUGGGACUGAUUGAAACCACACGAGGAUUGCUACCAGGAGCAGGUGGUUCACAGCGGCUCCCACGUCUGGUUGGAAUUGGUGUUGCCAAAGAGCUAAUUUUCACCGGCAGGCAAAUCGAUGGGGCACAGGCACAGAGUAUCGGGCUGGUGAAUGACAUGGCACCACAAAACGAGGAUGGGGACGCUGCGUAUAAGAGGGCACUAAAGCUGGCACAAGAAAUAGUCCCACAAGCUCCUGUAGCUGUGAGAAUGGCAAAACUUGCAAUGAACAAAGGAAUUGAGGUGGAUAUGUCAUCAGGAAUGGCCAUAGAGGCGCUGUGCUAUGGACAGGUCAUUCCGACUAAAGAUCGUCGGGAAGGAAUGUUGGCUUUCAUUGAAAAACGAAAACCACAAUAUACCGGAGAGUAACGCCAGGCGCUUGUUCAGUAAAGAAUAAAGGAUCAUUUCUAUCUGUUGACUUUUCAAACAU